AUUCGAGCUCACACAUAAGCAGUUCGUGAGCUGCGCUUUGCGUUCCCCACCUUCACCAUUGACUCUCACCUCGAGGCUGCAGCGAUGGCCAGCACGACGACGAAGCUCUUUGACGUCGAGCACCAGCUUACUUUCUACGGUGCUUACCAUCACAACCGAAUCAAUGUAGCUAUUCAUAUGAUCUGUGUUCCUAUACUGUUCUGGACUUUCUCCGCGAUGGCUACAACUCUGCCGACCCCGUCCUGGUUCCCUUCCAUCCAUAAGCAACUCGGACCCUACCUUCUCUUCGAAGCGAACUGGGCAUCUCUGCAUGCGAUUGUCUACUGGCUCUACUUCCUGACUUUGGAACCCGUUGCUGCUCUCCUAUACACCCCCCAGCUUGCGUUGCAGACUCUGUCCGCUAUUACCUUUGCUAAGAGUGGCCCUGAUCACUUGAAGCAAGCUGCCCUGCUGCACGGCGUCUCCUGGAUCGCGCAGUUCGUCGGGCACGGCGCUGCUGAAAAGCGCGCUCCGGCCCUGCUUGAUAACCUUCUUGGGGCUGUCGUCCUUGCGCCAUUCUUCGUCCACCUCGAAUAUCUAUUUAAGCUUGGAUACAGGCCCGAGUUGCAGAAGAAGCUUGACCAGCGUAUCGAGGCUGAACUUGCAAGGAUCAAGACUCAGGAGAAAGUAGCGGGGAAGAAAGAGUUGUAGGAGAAGGCCCGUAUGCGUCCGGUGUCCAACAAUCUUCGUGUAUAUAUGCCAAAUGUUGUAUAAUAUCGUGGCUCCAACACACCCCUCGUCCUCAUCGUCGGUCAAGGGAAGAUCAGACUACUCGCACCAAGCGACGGAUACUGAUCGUGUUAGACGAAUGUUAUACGGCAUCAUACCUAUCUAUAG
Molecule: messenger RNA, 876 nt
Organism: Gloeophyllum trabeum ATCC 11539
Lineage: Eukaryota; Fungi; Basidiomycota; Agaricomycetes; Gloeophyllales; Gloeophyllaceae
Product: DUF962-domain-containing protein
Exons: 5
Coding region: 85-690 (201 amino acids)
Biological process (GO): sphingoid catabolic process
Cellular component (GO): endoplasmic reticulum
Source: RefSeq, a predicted model, not a curated record